Molecule: messenger RNA, 2286 nt
Organism: Quercus lobata
Lineage: Eukaryota; Viridiplantae; Streptophyta; Magnoliopsida; Fagales; Fagaceae
Product: zinc finger CCCH domain-containing protein 34-like
Exons: 3
Coding region: 189-1802 (537 amino acids)
Molecular function (GO): metal ion binding; mRNA binding
Source: RefSeq, a predicted model, not a curated record
CCCCCCAAUCCCACACAACACUAUCACACACACACCCCAAAACAAAACCCAAUAUCUCACUCUCCGUUUUACGAUCUCUCCGCCAUGUAAUUGUAAGCCACAAUUCAGAGAACUCAUUCAUUCCCUAUUCUCUCUCUCUCUCUGAAUUCAGUUUUUUCAAAUUCUAAUAACUCUCUUUCCCUUCGGAAAUGGACGAAGAGUUACAGAAAAGGAACACUGACUGCGUCUAUUUCCUUGCCUCACCCCUCACCUGCAAGAAGGGGACUGAUUGUGAGUACAGGCACAGUGAGAUUGCAAGGCUCAAUCCAAGAGAUUGCUGGUACUGGUUGUCUGGGGACUGUGUCAAUCCUACAUGCGCUUUUAGACACCCUCCAUUGGAUGGCCAUGCAGGAGUGCCAUCUGAAUCUGCCCAGUGUUCUGCACCUGUGAACAAGACCAAUGCUCCCUGUUACUUUUACUUCAACGGUUUCUGCAAUAAAGGUGAUAGAUGCUCUUUUAUGCAUGGGUCUGAUGGUAAUGCACCUGCUGGGAAAUCUACAAAAACUGCCUCUGCAAGCACUGAUGCACCUUUCGUAGAAAAAAAAAUAUCUGCAGGAAAUGAGACACAGUUGGCACAAACAGACACACAUCUGAAUCCAUCUGAAAGUGUCCCUAAGGUAGUUAUCAAUUCGAAUUCUGAGUUCAAGGAGGGACUUGAGGAACCAGUACCUAACAAUGUUUCCCAGCAAUGUGCCUCUCCGCAGAUUGCUGUUUGUGGGUAUGAUGAAGCUCCUGCGAUUAGAUCAGAGUCCUUGCUUAUAGCAGAUGGUUUUAUUCAAAGCAGAUCUCAUUUUGAGGCAGAUCAGAGUUCAGAGGAGCAAGUGGAAGAUGAUAUUGAGCCAGAGGAGCGGUGGGAAUCAUCCCCUGGCUUUGAUGUUCUUGUGGGUGAUAAAUCAGAGAAUUUGGGUUAUGAUGACGAUGCAGAAUAUUUGCUGGACCUUGAUAGGGAACAAAGAGAAUUGAGUAGCCACUUCUUGGGUUAUGAUUUUGAAGAUCCAGUUAUGUAUGAUCCCACACACCCUGAUUUGAAACAUUAUGAACGUGAUAUCGAUGAUAGUUAUGAUCCAGAUGACAAGCAUCUUUUCAAUAAUGUUAGAAGAGAUCCUGGUCAUUCAAGAGACAGCAUGUUGGAUUCUAUAUUGUUCCGGAAAAGGAAACAUGUGCCAAUGGAGCUGACAGUUGGUGACCAUAAUGGCGUGGAUCUUCGAGACCAUUUGAGAAGACGCAGGGUGACUGAUGGUUGUCCAAUUACUGGCUUAUCAAGAAGGCAUGGCUCAUCUCGUCUAAUUGGUCACAGCCAGGAAAGGCCUCGCAGGCAUGGAAUGGGUCAGCGUCUUCAUGGAAGAAUGGCAUCAGAAGUGGGAAUGAGUACUAUUGAAUCAGUCAAGAAUGGAACUUUUUCACAUGGUGCCACUGCCAACCAGCGUGGCUUGCUGAGGCGCUCACAGCAACAUAGGUCAAAGAAGGUUAGCAGGAAAAAAAUUCUCUCUAAACAUCCCUUCUCAAGUGAAGUUACAAGGAAACCAGUUACAAGAGAGAGGAGAUCAACUCAGGAGUUGACUACGUUUACAGGACCCAAGACCCUUGCCCAGAUUAAAGAAGAGAAGAAAAAAGUUGAAGAAAAUGGGGUUUGCAUUUGGAAAGUAGGGCAUUCAAGCAGAACUACAUCAACUGACUUCCAGGCUCCCAAACCCUUGAGUGAAAUCCUCAAGGACAAAAGGAAGCUGGAUUUUGUGAGGGACAGUGAUAGUAGUGGCUACUAAAAAAAAAAAAUCCAGUUAGGCUUAGUCGAAUCUCAAUCAUUUAGUAAUGAGUAGUAAUUUUACAGAUGAUGAUGAUGAUAAAAAUUAGUCUGAGAAGGAGAUGAGGACCUUAGCAUAAUUUUGCGAUGUUUGGAUGUGCGGGAUCGUGUUUUUACAUACUAGAUAAAGGUACUUUUUCUUUCCGGUAAAUGAGGAACAUGACGAGAUGCGUAUGCAUUUGUUUUCAAAUCUCUUCUGUGACCCCCAACCGUUGGUAAUCACUGAAAGCUGAACUUAGAGGCUAAAGCGGGCUAUUGGCUGGCUUCUGCUUGUACACCUUUUAACAAAAAUCUUAUGUUACUGUUAUCAAGCUUGUCUUGAUUUCUUGUACAGAGGUGCUGAUUAACUCACAAAUUGAUUGUUGCAUUUGUGUGUGGAAAAGAUGAUUUUUAACCACUGUUACUGUCUACAUUUGGUUGCGUAACAACGACAUUUUCAUCUUAUA